Molecule: messenger RNA, 584 nt
Organism: Procambarus clarkii (red swamp crayfish)
Lineage: Eukaryota; Metazoa; Arthropoda; Malacostraca; Decapoda; Cambaridae
Source: RefSeq, a predicted model, not a curated record
AUGAACCCUGAUGAACAAGAACCAGGCCAGGAUGAACAAGAACCAGGCCAGGAUGAACAAGAACCAGGCCAGGAUGAACAAGAACCAGGCCAGGAUGAACAAGAACCAGGCCAGGAUGAACAAGAACCAGGCCAGGAUGAACACGAACCAGGCCAGGAUGAACACGAACCAGGCCAGGAUGAACAAGAACCAGGCCAGGAUGAACAAGAACCAGGCCAGGAUGAACAAGAACCAGGCCAGGAUGAACAAGAACCAGACCAGGAUGAACAAGAACCAGACCAGGAUGAACAAGAACCAGGCCAGGAUGAACAAGAACCAGGCCAGGAUGAACAAGAACCAGGCCAGGAUGAACAAGAACCAGGCCAGGACGAACAAGAACCAGGCCAGGAUGAACAAGAACCAGACCAGGAUGAACAAGAACCAGGCCAGGAUGAACAAGAACCAAGAAUCAUCAUACCCCCCUCCCUCUCCCCCUUCUCCCGCCCCAAGACACACCACUACCCCUCCCCUAGCCCCUACCCAAGGGGGGAGGGGGAUACCCACUCUACCCCUUGUCCAAUACCCACGAGACUAAUGACUUACAG